AUGUCAUCGGCGGCCAAACAUCAGGACUGGUUUAUGAUGACCGGAGACCUCAUCAUAAACCUGACGAACACCAAGUCUGGAGACAUGUCGUACCACAAGAGGAAUAUGCGGCUCAAGUCGACCCCCAAUCUGAUCCACUCGUCGCGGCUCCAGAAGCAGUGCAACUCAGAGCCCAACUCGCCGUCAGACGCCGACCAGUGGUGUCCACUGAACGGUGAUAAUAGUGGCCAUCGUUUGGACGAGAAGGCGCUAAACCAUCGGAACAAUGGCUUUGAGCACAAAGAGACACAAACCCAGCAUUUGCAAUCGGACGACUCGUCCGAUCACAAGGACUCCACCAAUUCGGGCGAUUGGAGUCCAGAUAAUGACCACCACUUCAUCAAUGAUGACGAGGAGGAGCUGUUAUCGCACUCCACGUCCAACAAGUCAUCGCCAGAUGACAGCCAAAGCUUAACCAUCUCUUCUGCAGCCAUUUCGCCGACGAAGACGUUGACGACAAUGAAUACAAUGAACGAACAAACGGAGUCUUCGAUGUCUGAAAACUAUUCACUCAUUAGUUCCCUUUCGUGUCAAACGAUAGAUCAAAACCGAAAGAAAUCUUCAUUUAAGAAACACAACAAUCAGUCGAUGUCUCUCUCGUCGUCUCUCAGCGACGACUCGACCACUCCUUCGACAUCACCCGAAGACCAAGUCUUGCGAAACAAUUUCGAUGACUUCAGUCCCUCUUAUAAUGAACUCAAAAGUGUCAACGAUUUGAAUGCCAUGAAUGAUGUGAUGGACACCAAGAGUAAUAAGAUUCCCAAUCGAGUGUCGGUUCCAAAGGGACCGCAACUUAUAGACAAUAGACUUAACGGUGUGUCGACGCAAACGCAACCAAUGAAUGGUUCUGACGAGGAAUCGUCUGAUACUGAGAGCCAUUACUCGCCGCCAAAAGGUGUUGACACUCCCAGUGCCGUACGACUGGCCAAACGGCUGUACCAUUUGGAGGGCUUUAAGAAGUCCGACGUUUCGCGACAUUUGAGCAAAAAUAACGAAUUCAGUCGAGUGGUGGCCGAAGAGUAUCUCAAGUACUUUGACUUCACGGACGACACACUGGACUUAGCCUUAAGAAAGUUUUUGUCACGAUUUUGUCUCAUUGGAGAGACACAGGAAAGGGAGCGCGUAUUGGUUCACUUUUCCAAACGUGUGUACGACUACAACCCUACCGGUUCCUUCAAGUCCAACGAUGCCAUACAUACCCUCACCUGUGCUCUCAUGCUUCUCAACACUGAUCUUCACGGAGAGAACGUGGGCCGCAAAAUGACAUGCAAUGAGUUCGUCCACAACUUGUCGGGAAUGAACGACGGAUACGACUUUCCCCGGGAAGUCCUCCGAUUGCUAUAUCAGGCCAUCAAAGACACGCCUCUCGAGUGGAAUUCUGACGAAAGCCAUGAAAGUCAUGACACAAUAGAUGGGAGGAAUGCCAUGGAAUUGAUGGCAGCAAACCUGAGCCAACAGAUCAGUAUUAUAGGUCACAACCCAUUUCUAGAGGUGCCGAACCCUAACUGUGCGACUGAAUACAAAAAGGCGCCGGUAGGGAAGAGGGGGUGGAAGAUGUUCUACGCGACGCUCAGAGAUCUGAUUCUAUACUUACAUAAAGACGAACAGGGAUUCAGGAAAAACCAAUUGUAUGAGAGUCUAACCCAUUCCAUACGAGUACAUCACGCCCUCGCCUCCAACGCCACCGAUUACACCAAAAAACAGUUUGUUUUCCGACUCCUCACUGCAGACCACUCCGAAUACCUCUUCCAGACCAGUGAUUCGAGAGAAUUGCAGACUUGGAUCGACACAAUCAAUACAGUGUCCGCUAGUCUUUCAUCCCCUCCUCUUCCAGAAGCUGUCAGCUCCUCCAAGAAGUUUCAAAGACCUCUGCUUCCCGUCAGUCAUACGAAAUACAAUCUGUCUCAACAACUCUUGGAUCACGAGAAACGAGUCGAGCGAUUGGAGACACAACUCGAUCAGCAUUUAUCGAAAGCUCUCCAAAGGAAAGCCUCAAAGAGACAAAUGAAUGAAUUCGCGGAAAAGGAGAGUUAUUUACAGUAUGAGCUAAAGAGAUAUCGAGUAUACGUGUCUUCACUCCAAUGGAAGUUAUCUCAACUCAAUCUCUUGAAUACUCUGAACUCAACCCCAAUACUGAGCUCAUCGGCAGCUCAACCGCUACUGUCGGUGGCGAUCGGCGAGGAAACGGGCGACGACUCGAACGACACUCCCGUCAUAACUACUGUUAAAAAGAGUUAUUCAACCGAUAGAUAUAGCUAUAAACAGGCGAUUUAUAACAAUAACAGCAAACAUAUUAAAUACUAAACUCUCACUACUAUUCGUUUCCAAACAAAAAAACUUUUUAAUCAACUCAUUGUCUCAAAAGUCCGUCCAAUUGAUUGAUCGAAAUGUUGUUUUGAUUAACUUAUUAAUCGGUGUUAACACUAAUAGCUCACAGACUCGUAACUGCUUUUAAGAAAGUAUUUGUAAAAUACAGUGAAAUAUAAGUUUAAGUCAUGUAAUCACUCGAAGACAGCUAAUGAUAACGACUUGAAAUGACACGGAAUCCACAAUUCGUAUCGAAUUUUUUAUUUGUGCAUAAAAUUCAUUUCAUAACCAAAGGCCUCAGCGAUGGUGUCGGAGGUGCCGGUGCUAUACAGUACAUCCCGACUGCGAAGAUUGACUCCAG
Oppiella nova is the source of this 2707-nucleotide messenger RNA. NCBI's taxonomy places the organism in Eukaryota, Metazoa, Arthropoda, Arachnida, Sarcoptiformes, Oppiidae. The record is from the annotation of a GenBank genome assembly.